GACAGUCUUUCACUUGUUUCACAACGACGACAUAUUUCGAAGAUUGUUCGGUUGCCAUCUUUUGUGUUGUUAUACGAUUACACUUACGUCCUUUGAAGUGUUUGAAAUUGAAACGUUUGUGUUUUCUGAUUUAUUAAAACAUAAUAACAAAUGGAUAUGAAAAUGUACUUGACUUCUCCUCUGCAGGUAGACAAAAUAUGUCGAGCAUGUUUAUCAGAAAAAGGAGAUAUGAGGCCUUUAUUCGGAGCAUGUUUGGAUGAAAUGUUAAAUUCAUUUGCAUCUAUUAAGGUGGCUGAAAAUGACGGAUUCCCACAUCUUAUGUGUGUACAAUGUGUACUGCAAUGUAGUCGAGCCUAUACUUUCAAACAACAAUGUGAAAAAUCUGAUAAUAUUUUAAGGCAAUACCUUUCUUCUGAAUUUCAGCAACAACUGGCUGAGACAAUUGCUGAAAAACACAGGCAACAAGCUAAACAAGAACUACAAGAGCAGUUGCAGUUUUCUGAUGAUAUAGGUACUGUUAUAAUUGAACAAGAAAUACCGGAAUUUGUUACAUAUACAGAAGGUCAAUUAGAUGUAAAGGAUGGAUUAUAUACCAUUGAAGCAACCGCUGUUACAGAACCUGAUGCAGAAGGGCUUGGAGAUGAAAUUGUUUUACGACUUGAACCAAAACCAACAGGAGAAAAUAAAUUCAAAUAUUCAUGUACAAAAUGUGAUCAAACUUUCGCCCUGAAAGUUGAUCUUAAGGUUCAUAUGAUGUCCCAUCCAAAAGAUCUCGAUUUUGAAUGUCAUAUAUGCCAAAAAGCUUUCAGCGAAGCGAGGAUAUUGAAACGCCAUCUUAAAAUUCAUCUAGAACAGAAACCUCACCAAUGUGAUCAAUGCGAAAUGUCUUUUGCUGAGAGUUCUAAUUUAACUAAACACAAGAAAAAACAUACAGGUGAGUUGAGGAAUAUCAAGGGGAAACCACAUUUGUGUUCCGUAUGUGGCAGAGCGUUCAAAUGGGCAUCUAGUUUAUCCAAACAUAUGAAAUAUCAUACAGGACAUAAAUUACUUUCAUGUGAAUAUUGUGGAAAGCAGUAUGUUGAGGCAAGAAGCUUAAGAAUUCACAUUAGAUCUCACACAGGGGAACGUCCUUAUGUUUGUGAAGUUUGCGAAAAAGGAUUUACUCAGAUUUGUAAUUUAGAAAAACACCUUCGAGUACACACUGGAGAAAAACCGUUCCAGUGCCCUGUUUGCAAUAAAAGAUUUACUCAAUCAGGUUACGUUGGUAUCCAUAUGCGUACACAUACGGGAGCUCGUCCAUAUGUUUGCCGUACUUGUGGUAAAGCUUUCGCUGGUUCAAGUACCCUCAACAUACACAAACACGUACAUACUGGAGAAAAACCAUAUAUCUGUCAAGUGUGCAAUAAAUCGUUUAGCCGACACGAAACGUUGAUAAUCCAUACUAGAUCACAUACUGGAGAAAAACCACACGUGUGCCAAGUAUGCAACAAAGGUUUUACCAGUUCGGGAUUGUUAUCUGGACAUAUGAGAACUCAUACUGGUGAAAAACCACAUGCUUGUGAAUGUUGCGAUAAAAAAUUUGCCAGUUCAAGUAGUUUAAAAGUGCAUAUGAGGUCUCAUACCGGAGAUAAGCCGUUCAUAUGUAAAAUUUGUAACAAGAGUUAUUCACAAUCUAGUACCCUUCAACAGCAUAUGACCACACAUAACCUUAAAACUGAUCUAAAAUUAGAUACAGUUCAUGUAACUUUACCGGACUUAAUAACUGUCGACAAUCAGACCAUCCAAGUACAGGCUAUCUCUUCAAUGUAAAUCAAUUCAUUUUUGUGCAAUUAAUUAUAUAUAAAAAUAUAUACACUAAUAUCAUCAAUAAAGUUAUUAAAAGAAAA
Diorhabda sublineata is the source of this 1886-nucleotide messenger RNA. RefSeq names its product zinc finger protein OZF-like. Gene Ontology annotation, cellular component: nucleus. Gene Ontology annotation, biological process: regulation of transcription by RNA polymerase II. Gene Ontology annotation, molecular function: zinc ion binding; DNA-binding transcription activator activity, RNA polymerase II-specific; RNA polymerase II cis-regulatory region sequence-specific DNA binding. The record is from RefSeq and is a predicted model, not a curated record. Bases 151 to 1809 code for a protein of 552 amino acids. The transcript has 9 exons. NCBI's taxonomy places the organism in Eukaryota, Metazoa, Arthropoda, Insecta, Coleoptera, Chrysomelidae.